AAUCAUCCAUCUCCACUCUUGAAAACCCGUUUUACCAACAUCAACUUUCACACACAGUACACACACUGCCAAGCAAGACACAAUGAAAGAAAUGAAGGUCCAUGGGGAGAAAAGAUAUGCACUUCUGCUAGCAGCAACGGACUCCGAGUACGUGAAGAAAGUCUAUGAUGGAUACUUCAACGUGUUUGUGGAUGCAUUUGGGGAUGAUGGGGAGAAAUGGGACUUAUUUCGGGUAGUCGAAGGCGAGUUCCCGGAGAUCGAUGAGCUCCAUAACUAUGAAGGUUUUGUGGUUAGUGGGAGCCCUCAUGAUGCUUAUGGUGAUGAGUAUUGGAUUCUUGAACUUUGCUUUCUCUUGCAGACUUUGUUUGCCAUGCAAAAGAAAGUUCUUGGCAUUUGCUUCGGUCACCAGGUCUUAUGUAGAGCUUUGGGGGGGAAAGUUGCAAGAUCCCAUAGUGGUUGGGAUAUCGGAGUUAGAACGGUGAGCCUUACGGAGGAUUUCUACUCGUAUGGAUUAUUCAAUGGACUGGAUGAGAUCCCUCCAACUCUCUCAAUCAUUGAGUGCCAUCAAGAUGAGGUGUGGGAGGUGCCUGAGGGAGCUCAGCUACUUGCAUUUUCUGAUAAAACAGGAGUGGAAAUGUUCACACUUGGAGACAACAUCCUAGGAAUCCAAGGCCAUCCUGAGUACACCAAAGACAUUCUUGAUAAUCUCAUCGAUCGUCUGCUUUCCAACAAUUCCAUUGAGAGGUGUUUUGGUGAAGAGAAGAAGUUGCAGUUGAUGGAAUCAGAACCUGAUAGAAAAUACUGGGAAAGGAUUUGCAAAAGCUUUCUCAAGGGUUCUUGGAGUCAAAUACCUACAUAUUUUUGAGGAAUUUCCUUUUUUUUUUAGCCCUUUUUCUUAAUGGGAUUGUUACUUUGUGUGCAAAAGUAGUGUAAGCUAGCAGAAGAAUAUAUGUAGGGGAUAUUGCAUUUUGUCA
This is a messenger RNA of Sesamum indicum (sesame), 974 nucleotides long. Its product is annotated as gamma-glutamyl peptidase 5. Lineage: Eukaryota; Viridiplantae; Streptophyta; Magnoliopsida; Lamiales; Pedaliaceae. The record is from RefSeq and is a predicted model, not a curated record. Gene Ontology annotation, cellular component: cytosol.